UCCUUUGUCAUCAUCAUCAUUUUCAAGCAUUAGUCCUAUCACAACAUCUGAUACCUCGGACUCAGACAAAAGUAAUAGCUCAGAUAACGGUGGUGGUGUACCGACACCUGCAAUAAUAGCAGUAGCUGUAAUAGUAACAUUUAUAGUAAGUGCGGUUAUAGUAUUUUUUGUACGUAGAAAAUUAAAAAUUCUCAAGUCAUCUAGAGGAAGUUCUGCAAAUUUUUUUGAUGAUUUGGAUGGCAGAAGAAGACUAAGUGUCAGAAAUUCUAUAUACAAGCGAAGAACAUCGCUCUUAGCCCCAACUUCAAGAAUACUUAAUAAUAAUCAUCGUAAUAGUAGUUUUUCUCCAACUAGAUUAAUAACAGAAAAUUAUAGUGCUGAUGGCCAUAGUAAUGACAAUAAUAAUGAAGCGGUAACAUCUUCACGGUUAACCAGAAAUUCAUCGUCACAUAAUCGUCAUUAUCAACAACAACAACCACAAAAUUUUUAUAACAUUUCAUCCCAUAUCUUAUUACACUGA
Messenger RNA from Entrophospora sp. SA101, 520 nucleotides. NCBI's taxonomy places the organism in Eukaryota, Fungi, Glomeromycota, Glomeromycetes, Entrophosporales, Entrophosporaceae. The record is from the annotation of a GenBank genome assembly.